ACUGAAAUUAGAGUACAAAAUCGACGAAUUCGGAGAUGAUUUUUCAGAAAUUGUGCACAAAUGAGUCCAACCUCAACGCUAUAGCUUCCGAAUCGCGUUUUCAAACGCAGAUCGGUGUUUCGAAAUUCUCCUCUGGCGGCGGUGGUCGUAUCUCCGCCAGGUCUAAAGACCGUCACAUUAAGGUUAACGGAAGAAGCCGUCGAGUUAUGAUGCCGGCUCUUGUCGCCGCUAGGAUUUUUCAGUUGACGCGUGAGCUUGGUCACAAAACUGAUGGAGAAACCAUUGAAUGGCUCCUUAGUCAAGCUGAACCGUCGAUUAUUGCCGCCACUGGCUCCGCGACUAAGCCGAUUUCGAAUUAUGUUGGUGUUGCGCCGGUUGAUUCCUCGUCGCCGAUGAUGUUUGCUAUGAUGCAAACGCAAACGCAACAACCGCCGAGUUGUAAACUGGAUCUAUGUCAGCCAAUCGGAACUCAGUAUCCGGUGAAUGGUUACAGUCAUAUGCCGUUCACAGCGAUGCUUUUACAACCGAUGACCACGGUGGCAGAUUCCGACAUUGAGGUCGCGGCGGAGGAGGAACGUCACCACCACAAAACAGGGAACCCAAAAGUUCUUGUUUCGGUUACAAACCUUAUAUAUACUCGACUUCAGAAUCUAAAGAAUGUCUUAAAGGCUGACGUUGAUCGAGAUUUAGGAUAUUGCAUCAAAAAUUUGAAGGGCGAUUGGAAUGAAGCAUUUAAUUUUGAUAAAAAUCUGGACUUCUUAAGCAAUUGUGUCAAGAAAAAUGAUGGUGACCUCACAAUUAGACUAUGUACAGCUGCGGAGAUAAAGUUCUACUUCAGUAGUUUUGUUAGAAGAGAUGAAGCAACAACGGUUCAUGUAAAGCCUAACAUCAACUGCAAUUUGGCUAAAUGGGUUUCCGGAUGCGAGCCAGGAUGGAGUUGCAACGCAGAUGAUGAUAAAAGAUUUGAUCUCAACAAUGGAAAAAUUCUUCCAUCUAGAACUCGUAAAUGUCAACCUUGUUGUGAGGGUUUCUUUUGUCCACAAGGUCUUGCUUGCAUGAUACCGUGUCCAUUAGGCGCAUAUUGCCCGCUUGCCAAGCUUAAUAAAACAACAGGAUUUUGUGAGCCAUAUAAUUACCAAAUUCCUCCGGGAAAGUUGAAUCAUACAUGUGGUUCUGCAGAUAGUUGGGUUGAUGCGGAGAGUAGUGGUGAUAUGUUUUGUUCACCAGGUUCAUAUUGCCCAACAACGAUUCGAAAGGUCACUUGUAGUAGUGGGCAUUACUGCAGACAAGGUUCUACUUCACAAAAACCAUGUUUUAAGCUCGCAACAUGUAAUCCGAAUACCGCAAACCAAAAUAUUCAUGCCUAUGGAGCCAUCUUAAUUGCGUCACUAAGUCUUCUCAUGAUCAUGGUUUAUAACUGUUCUGAUCAAGUUCUCGCCACUCGAGAAAAAAGACAAGCAAAGUCGAGAGAAGCUGCAGCUAGACACGCAAAAGAAACAACACAAGCUCGAGAAAGGUGGAAAACUGCAAAAGGUGUUGCCAAGAACCAAAAGAUGGGAUUAUCUGCACAACUAUCUCAAACAUUUUCUCGCAUGAAAUCUGCUAGAAAGGAUGCCACACCUGCUAAAGCAUCAGGAAAGUCAAAAGACAAGAAAAAAGAACCAAGUAAUUUAACCAAGAUGAUGAAAUCAAUGGAGGAGAACCCGAGUAACAACGAAGGAUUCAAUGUAGGAACCGGUAGUAAACCUGGGAAGAAGCCGCAAGCUCCAAAGGGUAAACAACUACAUACUCAAAGCCAAAUCUUUAAGUAUGCAUAUGGUCAGAUUGAGAAGGAGAAAGCUAUGGAGCAAAACAACAAGAACUUGACAUUCUCGGGAGUUAUUUCGAUGGCUACCGACACUGAGAUGAGGACUAGACCUGUUAUAGAAGUUGCGUUUAAGGAUCUAACCCUUACAUUGAAGGGUAAACAUAAGCAUAUAUUGAGAUCUGUCACCGGAAAGAUCAUGCCAGGUCGUGUCUCUGCGGUCAUGGGUCCAUCAGGAGCUGGAAAAACUACAUUUCUUUCUGCCUUGGCUGGAAAAGCAACUGGAUGUACGAGGACUGGUCUAAUCCUCAUAAAUGGUAGAAAUGACUCCAUAAACUCAUAUAAGAAGAUCACUGGAUUUGUGCCACAAGAUGAUGUUGUGCAUGGCAAUCUUACCGUCGAGGAAAAUCUUCGAUUUAGCGCAAGAUGCAGAUUAAGUGCUUAUAUGUCAAAAGCAGACAAAGUGUUGAUCAUUGAAAGAGUGAUUGAAAGCUUAGGACUACAACAUGUAAGAGACUCGUUGGUUGGUACGAUUGAAAAAAGAGGAAUCUCUGGAGGACAAAGAAAACGUGUGAACGUUGGUGUUGAAAUGGUCAUGGAACCUUCGCUAUUGAUAUUAGAUGAACCCACUACAGGUUUAGAUAGUGCAUCUUCACAAUUACUUCUUAGAGCACUUCGACGUGAAGCACUUGAAGGUGUUAACAUUUGUAUGGUCGUGCAUCAACCCAGUUAUACAAUGUACAAAAUGUUCGAUGACAUGAUAAUACUAGCAAAAGGUGGCCUUACCGUGUACCAUGGAUCAGUCAAAAAAAUCGAAGAAUAUUUUGCUGAUAUCGGGAUCACGGUUCCCGAUCGUGUCAAUCCUCCUGAUCAUUAUAUAGAUAUUCUUGAAGGCAUUGUGAAACCAGAUGGUGAUAUAACUAUAGAACAACUUCCUGUGAGAUGGAUGUUGCACAAUGGUUACCCUGUGCCUCACGAUAUGUUGAAGUUUUGUGAUGGACUUCCUUCAUCAUCAACUGGAUCAGCUCAAGAGGAUUCCACUCAUAAUUCUUUUAGUAAUGAUUUAUGGCAAGAUGUGAAAACUAAUGUGGAAAUCACGAAAGAUCAGUUACAACACAACUACUCAAAUUCUCAUGACAAUUCUAAUCGAGUAACUCCUACCGUAGGUCGACAAUAUAGAUAUUUUGUUGGAAGGGUUGGAAAACAACGACUUAGAGAAGCAAGACUACAAGCGUUAGAUUUCCUAAUAUUAUUAGUUGCAGGAGCUUGUUUAGGAACUCUUGCAAAGGUGAACGACGAGACGAUUGAUACACUUGGCUACACAUACACCAUUAUAGCUGUCUCUCUUUUGUGUAAGAUCUCGGCGUUGAGAUCGUUCUCUGUAGAUAAACUACAAUAUUGGAGAGAAAGUGCCGCUGGAAUUAGCAGUUUGGCACAUUUUAUGGCUAAAGAUACAAUGGACCAUUUAAACACAAUUAUGAAACCUUUAGUGUACUUGUCCAUGUUCUACUUCUUCAACAACCCGAGAUCUAGUUUCGAAGACAACUACAUUGUACUAGUAUGCUUGGUCUACUGCGUAACAGGCAUGGCUUACAUCUUUGCCAUAUUGUACAGUCCUAGCGCCGCCCAAUUGUUAUCGGUGUUAGUCCCCGUUGUUAUGACUCUUAUUGCGAAUCAAGAUAAGGAAAGCAUGGUUCUUAAGUAUCUCGGAAGCUUCUGCUACCCCAAAUGGACUCUCGAAGCUUUUGUCCUUUCCAAUGCUCAAAGGUACUCUGGAGUGUGGGUGGUGACUAGAUGCAGUUCAUUGUCUCAAAACGGAUAUGAUCUUAGUGAUUGGAUAUUAUGUCUCAUUGUUCUCAUUCUUAUGGGACUAAUAUGCCGAUUCAUAGCUUAUUUCUGCAUGGCUUAUGGUGAGAAUGAGAUCCCCCAAGCGGAAUCUGAAGAAUUGCUGGAUGUCGGAAUCAUGUACAAACCCAAAGGUUCAGUUAAUUUACUGUUAUGGGACAUUCUUCUACGUGCUAAUGAGCCACGAAAAAAUUUGAUGGUAAUCUCAAAUAAACUCCGUGAAGACAAGGAGGCCGUCAGGGUUCUUUGGGCUUUGAAAUCAAGUGGCCGCACUGUUCUUUUGGUACAGCCAAAUGACGAGGCUGCAUUAGAAAAGCUAUUUCAUACUCCAGAGUCAAUAUCUGAUUGUUUCAAUGUUUUGUCGGUACUGCCUCCUGAUGAGGCCGUAUCAAAAGAGCUAUUACGUGAUGCAGACUCGAUAUUUAACUGUACAGUUAAUACAAUCCGCAUGGACCCAAGGCUUGGAGGUGUAAUCCCUAAGGAUAACAACUAUAUCCCCGAUGACUAUAUCUCCGGCUUACUAGAGAAGGGCUUAGUAGAGAAGUAUGCCAAGUCCAAAAUCUAUUUCCUUCCUGGAGGUGGUGACAAAAAUGCGAGACAUAAUAGGAUGAUAAAUGACAUUAGAUUAUGGAUAAUAGACUCACCUGUGGAUGGUACUGCACCAUCAAAUGUGAUUGUUAUCUCAAACAACAUCCAAGGAGAUGACGUCGAGACAUAUGGCAUCCCAAGAGUCAUUGACUUGAUCUAUCCUCUUAAAUGCUUAUAUGCGAGAGGUUACAAUGCUUUCUUAGUACAGCCUAAACUGCUCGCACCAGAAAUAUCCCAAACCUCAGAAUGGCCAGGACACCUAUUAGAUGUAGGUGAAGUUAUUGGCAGAUAUAAACCCGACCCCAGUCAGAAGAAGCGGUGGCGAAAGAAAAAGAAGUCGAGAAAGCGUAAGACCAGUGAGCCUAUCACACGCGUUGAUGGGCCUAAGACAGGCAUCUUCUGGGACAUCAAUGAUUCACCACUCCCUAAUGAUCUUGAUCCUCAAUCAAUGUAUCAGAAACUCAAAUCAGCUCUUGAGGAAAAAGAAUAUUUAGGUGAGAUGACAAUAUGGGCUUAUGCCGAGAAGAUAACGUUCUCGGAUGACUUAGUGGAUGAAUAUCGGAAAGCCAAAAUUUACUUUCUUCCCGGAGGGGAUAAGAAUGCGAGGCAUAAUAGGAUAAUACAUGACAUUCUUUUAUGGCAAAUAGACACACCUCUGAGGUAUCCUACAGAAUCAAAUGUGAUCGUCAUCUCAAACAAGAUCCCAUGUGACAUUGACUUGAUCAAAUGUCUUGUAUAUUCGGCUGGGGUAGCUCUUGAGAAGUUGGGUUUUUAUGCUCUUGAACCGGUCGAAUUCAUUGCUUUGGGUGAGAAGAAGGAUAUCGCCUCAAAAGGUGAAUGGUUCGAAGCCGACAUCUACUACGUAUCCGAAGGGGAUAAAGACACUCGAGUUAACUUAAUGUCAUUUCACAUUCUUAACUGGGCAUCGAGCUCUUUUAAGUGUCAACCAAAUGUGAUGUUAAUCUCAAGAAACCUCCCCGAUGACACAGAGUUCGUCAGGGUUUUUGCCGCUUUGAAAUCAAGAGGUUUCAAUGUUCUCUUGGUACAGCCUCAUGAUGAGGCCGCAUCAAAAGAGCUCUUACGUAAUGCAGACUCAAUAUCUGACUCUACUAGAUUUUUUAAUGGAGGAAACCAUGUGGAUGACCAAAGUGGAAGCUCACAAGGUUCUCUAGUCUCAAAUUCUCUGGCGAUUGAAACCAUCAACAACGAAGAUUUCUCCAAGCCUAUCAAACGCGUUGAUGGGCCUAAGACAGGUGUCUUCUGGGACGUCGAUGAUUCAUCACUCCCUAAUGAUCUUGAUCCUCAAUCGAUCUAUCAGAGAAUUAAAUCAGAUCUUGAGAAAAAAGAUUACUAUAUUUACGAGAUGUCAAUAUGGGCUUAUGCUGAGAAGAUAACCUUAUCAGAUGAAUUGUUGCAUGAGUAUCGCAAGUCCAAAAUCUACUUCCUUCCCAAAGUUCCAGGGGAUAAAAAUGCGAGACAUAAUAUGAUGUUACAUGACAUUAGUUUAUGGGCAAUAGACACACCUGUGGCAUAUCCUGCACCAUCAAAUGUGAUCGUUAUCUCAAACAACAUCCAAGGAGACGACGUCCAGACAGACGGCAUCCCAAGAGUCAUUGACUUGAUCUUUACUCUUGAAGGUUUGUAUUCGAGAGGUUACAAUGCUUUCUUAGUACAGCCUAAUCUGCUUGCACCAGAGAUGUCCCAAACCUCAGAAUGGCCAGGAUGCGUAUUAGAUGUAGGUGAAGUUAUUGGCAGAUUUCUUCUAGCCCCUAGUCAGAUGAAGCGUAUGCGGAAGAAAGUUAAGCCAAAGCGAAUUCGUCGAGGCAGAAGAGCACUUCGUGAGGACUAGCUUCUCUGCGUAGAUCAUGACCGUUGUUACUUCCUUAUUUGAAGCCUUAACCUAUAGAAUUAUUUAUAUUAAUUCUGUUUUCAACUAUUUACGUGUGAGCUCUUCUUCUCUUUAGUUAUCCGCUCUUUGUUUGUUGGAAUUUCUUGCGACAUUGUCCAUAUUCUUAUCUAUCUCUCAAACUUCGAUUCCAAAAGAAAUAAUUUAUUUACCA
Arabidopsis arenosa is the source of this 6297-nucleotide messenger RNA. The record is from the annotation of a GenBank genome assembly. Lineage: Eukaryota; Viridiplantae; Streptophyta; Magnoliopsida; Brassicales; Brassicaceae.